UAAUUCUAGUCCCUUCCACUUCACAACCUUCCCCAUUAAAAUUUUGUGAGCAACAAAAAUAACACAUUUACUAUAUCUAGAGAUUCAACCAUGGCAUCCAUGCUAAGCUCAGGUACUGUCCUUAGACCAACCCCUUUUCUAGGACAAGGCAGGGGAGCUAAUGGAAACACCCUCAGAGAUGUUGUUCCUGUGGGAUCUGCCAAAUUCACCAUGGGAAAUGAUCUAUGGUAUGGACCAGAUAGGGUAAAAUACUUGGGCCCUUUUUCAGCACAAACUCCUUCUUACCUAAACGGUGAAUUCCCUGGAGAUUAUGGAUGGGACACUGCUGGACUAUCUGCUGAUCCCGAGGCUUUUGCACGAAACAGGGCCCUUGAGGUCAUACAUGGACGUUGGGCUAUGCUUGGAGCACUAGGCUGCAUAACUCCAGAAGUCCUAGAAAAAUGGGUAAAGGUUGACUUCAAGGAGCCAGUUUGGUUCAAGGCUGGAGCACAAAUUUUCUCUGAAGGUGGGCUUGACUAUCUGGGAAACCCGAACCUAGUCCAUGCUCAAAGCAUUCUAGCUGUGCUUGGGUUCCAAGUGAUUCUAAUGGGUCUAGUUGAGAGCUUCCGUAUUAAUGGACUCGACGGGGUUGGAGAGGGCAACGACCUCUACCCAGGCGGCCAAUAUUUCGACCCGUUGGGCUUAGCCGAUGACCCGGUUACCUUCGCAGAGCUCAAGGUGAAGGAGAUAAAAAAUGGAAGGCUAGCUAUGUUUUCCAUGUUUGGUUUCUUUGUACAAGCUAUAGUGACUGGAAAAGGUCCCUUAGAAAACCUCUUAGAUCACCUUGACAACCCGGUCGCAAACAAUGCCUGGGUAUAUGCCACCAAGUUUGUGCCUGGAUCUUAAGUUAGUUUGUAUAUGAUCUUUAGGUAAAUUCUAUUAAGAUGUUCAAAGAGAUCAAAUGUCUUAAUAUAAGAACAAUCUGUAGUGCACAUAUGGGAUUUUUGUUUUCUUAUUUUAGAAAAUUUCAAGAGCCAAGAAGAAUGACAAUGCUUCUUUAAAAUGA
Messenger RNA from Beta vulgaris subsp. vulgaris (sugar beet), 1045 nucleotides. Its product is annotated as chlorophyll a-b binding protein 13, chloroplastic. Gene Ontology annotation, biological process: photosynthesis, light harvesting in photosystem I; response to light stimulus. The coding region runs from base 91 to 885 and encodes 264 amino acids. The record is from RefSeq and is a predicted model, not a curated record. Gene Ontology annotation, cellular component: chloroplast envelope; plastoglobule; chloroplast thylakoid membrane. NCBI's taxonomy places the organism in Eukaryota, Viridiplantae, Streptophyta, Magnoliopsida, Caryophyllales, Amaranthaceae. The transcript has 3 exons.